UAAAAUAAUAAAAUAAAAUAAAUAUAUUCAGGAUAGAAAUGUACAGUAUGUAAAAUAUAUACAAAGACAAAGACAUUGUUUAUUGCACGACCUGUUGUCGGAAAGGUGGCUAACCAGAUUAAAUGAGGCUAUUUGUUAGCAUUGAUUAGGGCUAUUGCCCUGUUGUAAAAGCUGUCCCUGAGUCUGUUUGUUCGUGCUCUCAGUGCCCUGAAUCUCUUGCCAGAGGGCAGCAGCUUAAACACCCAGUGUCCUGGGUGUGUGCAGUCCCUCAAGAUGCUGCGUGCCCUCUUGAGACAGCGGGUGUUGUAGAGGUCCUUCAGGGAGGGAAGGGGAUGGUGAAUGAUUUUCUGGGCGGUGUUAAUGACCCUUUGUAGUGCCUUCUUGCAGCUUGAGAACCACACAGAGAUGCAAUAUGUCAGCACACUUUCAAUGGAGCAGCGGUAGAAGACGGUCAGCAGCUCCCUCUUCAGAUUGGUUCAUUGUGAAGUAAUUACAUGUUUUAUUCCAGUUCCAGGUGUUAGUUGUUGGAGGCAGUCUUGUAAGAAGAACCUUCUGUUUAAUCCCUCCAGCGCAAAUGAUGGAAAAUGUAGACUCACUUACCUAUUGCCAGGAAGCUGACCAAUGGAAACCAAAACCUUGGAGUGAAGAACAAUUGUUGUUGUUUUAUGACUAUGAGGUUCAGAGCUCCACUGCUGGCUCAGUGGGCUGCUGCAGCUUCCUGGAGUCUGACAGUGAUCUGCAGUUCCUCGAUGACCUUGGACCAAAGUUUAAGACACUGGCUGAAAUGUGCAGUGGCAAAACAAUCCCAUCUGAAGUCAAAAAAGUUUUCACUCCUCUGCCCACUGCCUCCAUCAACACUCAGACCUCAGUAUCAAGUUUGGUGACUGUCCCACAAGUGCAAUCUCCAGCUAAGCUUCAGUCGACUGUCCCCACAGUGGAGCAGACUGUGGUCAGGGAGACAUCUGAGCGUUCUCAAAUGGUGAAGGAAAGCACAGCCACAGUGAGGGGGAAAUCACAGCCAAAUCCUCCUGCUGCAGCAGCAGCAGCCUGUGUACUACACCACCACCCCUGUGCUGAAGUCAAUGCACUACGUAGUCCAGCCACAGGUUCAGAACACCAUGCUGUUGGCUGAGGCACCGGCCAUCAACCUGCAGAGUAUGGCACUGGUUAGUGGGACCCAGACUGGACCUGCUCAAGGUGCGGUCAUUCAAGGGCAGAUAGUGAUGUUGAGAGGCAGGCAACCCCAGGGCCCCAACAUGGUGCUGGUGGAGAGGAACGGGGUCCCUGCUGGGACUGUUAAAGUGCUGAAAGCCAGACCUGUCUUGUGCACUGAGGUAACCUACAGCCAGGAGGGCUUGUGGGACCUCAGAGAGUCCUGGUGGUUGGAGGGCCAACAAGCAGUGGAGGGCAGCAGGUCCAGGAGGUCUGUCCAAGAGGAGUAACACCCCUGGUUCUUAAAGAAUCCUCUCCAGCAAGGGCAGCACAUCCACUGGAUCACAAAGCAGUGUGGUGGGUUCCUCUAAAACCAUGGUGAGUGCAAUGCCCACCUACCACAAGGUGAUGGUGCAGGAGGUCAGAGCUGCUGAGACUGAGCAGUGGUGGAAUACAACUAAGAACAUCUUCUCACUGGGUACAAUUCAUUCAGAGUCAUUUUAUGGUGUUUUACAAUCACUCAUUACUCACUCAUCAAUUAAUAUCAUUCAUUGUUACAGAUUAUGUACACACUGUAUAUAUAUAUAUAUAUAUCAUAUAUAUCAUAUAUUCUUACCAACGUUCAUAUUGAUUUGUUUAUAAGUGGUGAUGCACCAACAUAAUAUGCCCAGUUAGAAUUUGCAACAGCAACCUGUUGUUAUUCACUCUUAUUAGAGAAUAGAACAGUGCUGCAAUUUAUGUACUUUUAAGUACUUUUUGGAUCAAUAUAAUCAACACAGCUUGCUUAACUCAGUCUAAUCCCCCUUUCUUGACUAUGGGAACCUCUCUAGGAGUACACUGGUUAAGGUAAAUGGUUUUGGUUACUUGCUCUAAUUUUAAAACUCCAUCUUCCCUCAUAUGAUGGUGUGAGAUAA
Molecule: messenger RNA, 2066 nt
Organism: Toxotes jaculatrix (banded archerfish)
Lineage: Eukaryota; Metazoa; Chordata; Actinopteri; Toxotidae
Product: desmoglein-2-like
Exons: 2
Coding region: 575-1132 (185 amino acids)
Biological process (GO): homophilic cell-cell adhesion
Cellular component (GO): membrane
Molecular function (GO): calcium ion binding
Source: RefSeq, a predicted model, not a curated record